CUCAGUAGCUUAGUUUCCAUGGAGAAUUCGAAACUGGUCCAAGUCUCGGAGCAAGAGGUCCGAAUCGACUUCACCCUCAACCAAAAAUGCCGCGCCAACGUCCGCCUGACCUCCCUGAGCUCCACGUGCCCCGUCGCCUUCAAGGUCCAGACCUCCUCUCCUGACAAGUUCCUCGUCAAGCCCCCCACCGGCCUCAUCCCUCCCUUAUCCUUCGCCACCUUCCAGGUCGUCCUCAAGCCCCAGUCCCACCUCCCCGCCUCCUUCCCCCGCUCCCCCGCCGACCGCUUCCUCAUCAAGACCGCCGAGUUCUUCCCCUCCGCCGGCGCCAACUCCGACUCCCUCGACUCCUGGUUCAGGGGGGCCCACACUCGCGACCUCAAGCUCAAGGUCGCCUUCGUGGGCCCCGUUCUUCUGCGGCACGCCGUGCGCGGCGGGGAUUGCGAGGCGGUCAGGAAUAUAAUCAGGCGGCAGAGGACGAUUCUGGCGGAGCUGACGCCAGGGGAGGCCGAGUCGCUGCUCCGAGUCGCGACCGAGUUGGCCGAGCCGGAGAGGAUGAUUAAUUUGCUGCUUGAGGCCGGGUUGAGGAUCGAGGCGGGUCUGAGGUUGGAUCAGGUGGAUGAGGAAUUGGUGCGGAACGGGAUGGAUGAGCUACGCGUGGCGGAGCCUUCUGAUCGGUUUGCUAGUGUUCUGGGUUUUAGGGAAUCUGGACCGUCGACAGCAGAAGACCCCAGCAGGAUAAGUAAAGGUCAUGGCCAUCGUCCACGAGUUGCCACUGAUAGUGAUAAGCUAGAAUUGGGGGAACAAAUGUUGAUGGCAGCGCGAAUCGGGGAUUUGAGAGAUGUGGAACUGUUGUUUCUUAAAGGAGCAGACAUCAGCUACUGUGAUCAAUAUGGCUUGACAGCUCUUCAUGCGGCAGCCAUUAAAGGGCACAAGGAGGUUGUUCUGAUGCUGGUCGAAUUUGGGCUAGACUUGGAAUCCAGAGACAGUGAAGGCCAUGCGCCGCUGCAUUUGGCGGUUGUGGGGGGAAACUUGGAGACGGUUGAGAUGUUGAUACAGAAUGGGGCUAAUGUGAAUGCCAAGAGCAAGAGUGGGGCUACUCCUUUGUACAUGGCCACAGCUAUGGGGUAUGAUGAUAUCACUGAGUUUCUUAUCAGCAGAGGAGGCUGAGAUUGCGAAGGAAGCAAGAAAGUCACUAAGUAGCUGAGUUUUGAUCAAGACAAGAAGUUGAAUUGGAGUUGUGGGAAAAUGAUGAAGAGGAAAAGUUGAUUGAAGCCACCCAAAUACUUGUAGGAAGCUUCUGUUUUAGGCUUUAUAUCCCACUUUCAUGCUUUUUACAGAUCAAUAUAUUUCGUGGAUAGUUUACUGGUUAUAUAAUAUUGGUAAUGGUUUAAU
This is a messenger RNA of Rosa rugosa (rugosa rose), 1392 nucleotides long. Its product is annotated as protein VAPYRIN-like. Gene Ontology annotation, molecular function: protein binding. NCBI's taxonomy places the organism in Eukaryota, Viridiplantae, Streptophyta, Magnoliopsida, Rosales, Rosaceae. The transcript is spliced from 2 exons. Gene Ontology annotation, cellular component: nucleus; cytoplasm. The record is from RefSeq and is a predicted model, not a curated record. The coding region runs from base 19 to 1167 and encodes 382 amino acids.